Molecule: messenger RNA, 2192 nt
Organism: Sorex fumeus (smoky shrew)
Lineage: Eukaryota; Metazoa; Chordata; Mammalia; Eulipotyphla; Soricidae
Gene: MICALL2
Product: MICAL like 2
Exons: 17
Coding region: 78-2192 (704 amino acids)
Molecular function (GO): protein binding
Source: RefSeq, a predicted model, not a curated record
UCGGCCGGCGUCGCCCGCUGUGCGCUGUCCGGCACUCGGCAGCGGCGUGUCCGCGCGUGGGGGGCCCCGAGAGCCGCAUGGCCGCCAUCAGGGCGCUGCAGCAGUGGUGCCGGCAGCAAUGUGAGGGCUACCGGGACGUGAGCAUCACCAACAUGACCACGUCCUUCCGCGACGGCCUGGCCUUCUGUGCCAUUCUGCACCGCCACCGGCCGGACCUCAUCAACUACGAUGCCCUCCGGAAGGAGAAUGUCUAUGAGAACAACAAGCUGGCAUUCCAGGUGGCGGAGGAGGAACUGGGGAUCCCGGCCCUGCUGGACGCAGAGGACAUGGUGGCCCUGAAGGUGCCUGACCGGCUGAGUAUCCUGACCUAUGUGUCUCAGUACUACAACUACUUCCAUGGACGGGCACCCAUCGGCGGUAUGGCCGGUGUGAAGCGGUCUUUGGGGGAUCCAGAUGCAGAACCUUCUGGAAAGAAAGUGCUGGCCCAGCCCAUCAGUCCAGGCCAGACAAAGCCCCAUGCCCACAGCACCCAGCAGAAGAAGGAGCAGGGAGCAGAGGGCCCUCCCCCCCCGAAGGCCGGCCGUGCUGGGGGCAGUCCGGUCAGCAGCGCGUGUGGCAUCUGCGGGCGGCAGGUGCACCUGGUGCAGCGCUACCUGGUCGAGGGGCGGCUCUACCACCGCAGCUGCUUCAGGUGCUCCAUCUGCUCCAGCACCCUGCACGCCGGGAGCUACCGGACCACGGGGGAGCCGGGCGUCUUCAUUUGCACCAGCCAUCAGCCCAGAGCCACGGACGCCGGGCCACGGGGGACCGUCCCCACGGAACCCCUGGCUGCCAGCGCCCCACGCCUGGACUCCGGUCGGAGCCCUGUGUCUCCGAGCCCCACGUCUGCCCCGGCCUGGACCCCAUCAGCCUCCAGGACACAGGGGGCCCGGGAGAGAUUCAUGCAGACGCCAGCAGCCCCGGGCCCCUCCCGGGAGCAGGCGCUGAGCUUCCUCCAAAAGGCCCUGCCAGGACCCGGCAAUGCCAGCACCCCCCGGCCCUCCACGGCCUCAGAUUCCCACCCUGGCUCAGCGAAGGGGCCACGAGCAAGUCCAGUGGCCAGCCGGUCUUCCCAGGCCCUCGGUGCUCUCGGGAAGACUCAGUCAUCUGUGCCCCCAAGGGUGGGCAUCUCCCCUGCAGCAGGCGGGAGCCGGGGGACCAUGGAGGUGGACAGUGCCAGCGCCAGGCCCAAGCCCGAAGCCUCACUGGCAAAGGGCCCCGGGGGCAGCCCUGCAGCAAGUGAGGAGGACCCUGCGGCAUGGAGGAGCCGUCUGAAGCCUGUGCAGAAGGGUCCAGCGGGGAGGACUCUGGAGGUGAAGGAGCCAGCGAAGGCCAGUGAGGUGCCCCGGAAGUUCUUGGGGAGCCCCAAGGGGGACGCCCACAUCACCCUGACCCCUGUGCGGCCAGCUGACCCUGGGUCCCGACCCCCAGCUGCCUCCCCGGGCCCCGCCCCGCGCAGGAAGCUGCUGGUGUCCCCCGGCCUGAGACUCUCGGAAGACUGGAUCCAGCACAAGCCCAGCGGCCAGCAGGAGAGGACGGAGCCCCAGCCCCGGGGGGACUCAGCCCCGGGCCUGCCCCCCGACUGCUGCUCACCCCGCCGUCCACAGCUGCCCGCCGACUACCUGCCACCCGCCGAGAUCCAGAGGCAGGUCCAGGCCAUUGGGAACCAGCUGGACGCCUUGGAGCGCACUGGCGUGGGGCUGGAGCAGCGCCUGCGGGCAGCCGAGGGGGACCCCUCCGAGGACGCGCUCAUGGUUGAGUGGUUCCACCUCAUCCACGAGAAGCAGCUACUGCUGCGGCUGGAGUCGGAGCUGAUGUACAAGGCCAGGGACCAGCGCCUGGAACAGCGGCAGCUGAACCUGCAGGACGAGCUGCGGACCCUGAUGGCCAUGCCGGAAGCUCUGAAGUCACCCCAGGACCGGAAGCGGGAGCAGGACCUGCUGGGCCAGUACGUGAGCACCGUGAACGAGCGCAGCGACAUCAUUGACUUCCUGGAUGAGGACCGGCUCAGAGAGCAAGAGGAAGACACGGUGCUACAGAACAUGAUCGACACACUGGACCUCCAGAGGAGCAGUGGGGACCAGAGGAAGAAGCCCAAGUCCCGUCGGUCCCGCUUCUGGUCCCUGAAAGGCAGAACCAAAACCCCCGAGUGA